AGAAAUAACAAAAAAAAAAAAAAAAAAAAAAAUUAGAAAGAAGAAAGAACGGCUGGGAUGGGAUGCCUUUGCACAAAGCAACGAAUUAAAUAUGAAGAUCCAGCUGUUCUUGCUUCUCAAACCUAUUUCAAUGAGGCUCAAGUUGAAGCUUUAUAUGAGUUAUUCAAGAAGUUAAGCAGUUCUUUGACAGAUGAUGGGCUUAUCAGCAAAGAAGAGUUUCAGCUUGGAUUGUUCAGAAACAGCAAGAAGCAGACUCUAAUAUCUGACAGGGUUUUCCAGUUGUUCGACUCCAAGCAAGAUGGAGUAAUAGAGUUCGAGGAGUUCGUAAGAUCUCUGUCUGUGUUCCAUCCUGAAGCAUCUCGAGCAGAAAAAGUUGCCUUUGCUUUUCAACUACAUGAUAUGAGCCAAACAGGCUUCAUUGAACGCAAUGAGCUCAAAAAUCUCAUCUUGGCACUUCUAGAAGAAUCAGAAUUGACUCUCUCAGAUGACAUUGUUGAAAGCAUAAUUGAUAAGACAUUUAAGGAUGCUGAUACGAAAGGAGAUGGGAGAAUUGAUAUACAAGAAUGGGAUGAUUUUGUAACUCGGUAUCCAUCCUUGCUCAAGACCAUGACUAUUCCUCAUUUGAAGGACAUUACUACGGCAUUCCCUAGCUUUGUACUAAUAUCAGAGAUAGAAGAUGAUGAUCUCAACGAGUGAUUCCAUUAUUAUAAUUAUCUUUUAUAAAAUAAUUAUUUAAAGUUUGCUUUUGGAUGAUGCCAUAUAAUACAAUAUAAUGUGAUAAAUUAAAUCUGUGUGUUUUUAGUCA
Molecule: messenger RNA, 805 nt
Organism: Manihot esculenta (cassava)
Lineage: Eukaryota; Viridiplantae; Streptophyta; Magnoliopsida; Malpighiales; Euphorbiaceae
Product: calcineurin B-like protein 7
Exons: 8
Coding region: 58-696 (212 amino acids)
Biological process (GO): calcium-mediated signaling
Molecular function (GO): calcium ion binding; kinase binding
Source: RefSeq, a predicted model, not a curated record